AUGGAGGCGAAGAGCGAACAUCGAAAACAUUUCUCAGGCGAAUCGUCUCAAAGUUCGAACAAUCAGCUACUGUACCCGAAUUUUCUGGAUCAAGCCUCAGAACAAGAGGAGAGCGCCGAAUAUAGAAAGGGAGGCUAUCACCCCGUCCACAUUGGAGACCAAUAUCAUGGAAGGUACUAUGUGAUUAGAAAAUUAGGCUUUGGUAGUUAUUCUACUGUUUGGCUUUGUUGGGAUCAGAAAGACAAACAUUUUGUGGCUUUGAAAAUUCUAAAAUCCGCUUCAAUUUAUACCAAUAUUGCUUACGAAGAAAUUAAAAUUCUCAGAAUCAUUAAUGGAGCUGAUCCUCGAGAUCCCAACCGGUACAGAACAGUCCGACUUCUAAAUGAUUUCAAAAUUACUGGUGUCAAUGGACAACACAUUGGCCUAGUCUUCGAAGUCACUGGCUGUAAUUUGUCAAAAUUAUUAUUACAAUCCAAUGGCCGAGGCCUUCCAUUAGCUAAUGUGCGUACAAUAGUGAAACAAGUUUUAGAAGGUCUAGAAUAUUUACACUCUAAAUGUAAAAUAGUUCAUGGGGAUUUGAAACCAGAGAAUCUUCUCAUAUGCGUGAAGGAAGAUUAUAAUACAAAACUAGCUUCUGAAGUUGCUAAAAUAUAUCGAUUCGGAAUAAAACUACCCGCUUCCAUGGUAGCCAAUGCACCACUACGCAGAAUGAGUUCACUGAAGAUAAAAAGGGCGAAUAAAAGACGAAUAUCAUCUUUCAAGUGGCAACUAAAACUUAUUAUGGACACCAUUGAAGACAAUAAAAAAGCCGCUCCAUCAGUUAUGAAUACUUCUAACUCUCCUUCCCCAUCCACAAGUUGGAGCAGUGAUGAAAAGCCAGAACUCAAUCCAGCCUUUGUUAACAGUGAAAUGGAAGUUAAAAUUGCUGACCUCGGACUAGCUUGCAGAAUUGGCGGACCGCUUUAUGAAACCAUCCAAACUAGACCAUAUAGAUCUUUAGAAGUUCUACUUGGAGCCGAGUAUGAUACUUCAGCAGAUAUUUGGAGCACCGCCUGCCUAACAUUCGAACUAGCCACUGGACACGACUUAUUUGCAUUAGAAUGUGGAGAAACUUACCCGGACGAAAACCAUUUGGCUCAAAUUAUAGAGUUGUUGGGAGACAUUCCAAAAAAAAUUGUCCAAAGUGGCACAAAGUCCCACCUAUUAUUCAACAAGCAAAACAAGCUUUGUCAUAUCGAACAAUUACAUCCCUCAAGUUUGGAAGAUAAAUUGCGGAAAAAAUAUGAUUGGUCCGUGAGGGAUGCCCAAGAGUUUGCUGCUUUCCUUUUACCAAUGUUGCAGUUUGAUGUAAACAAAAGAGCUACCGCAUCGGAAUGUUUGAAGCACCAAUGGCUGAAACUCAAUAAAUCCCUGUAG
This is a messenger RNA of Ceutorhynchus assimilis (cabbage seed weevil), 1416 nucleotides long. NCBI's taxonomy places the organism in Eukaryota, Metazoa, Arthropoda, Insecta, Coleoptera, Curculionidae. The record is from the annotation of a GenBank genome assembly.